UCAUAUCAUACAUUCAGUAACUUAGAUCAAUCACAUUUAAUAUCAGAUUAGGAUGACAGGAUUAGUACACUUUAUUUUUAUUAUUUUAUUUUAUUAUAAUACUUUCCUUUUCAUCAAUAAACUAUAUUCAGUUUCAUUGUAUUUAUACGCCUAUCUUGCUAUUUAUUUUUAUAUUACCAAACAUCACACCAGCGCUAAAGCCAGCGUUAAAGCUAGGUGUUAAUCGGUGUGGAAUGAGAGAAAAGAAAAGAGAAAAAACUAUACACAGCAUUAUCAGUCUAGAUAAGACACGUACUAUCUAAAAAAAA
Halteromyces radiatus is the source of this 308-nucleotide messenger RNA. RefSeq lists its product as uncharacterized. The transcript has a single exon. Bases 53 to 223 code for a protein of 56 amino acids. NCBI's taxonomy places the organism in Eukaryota, Fungi, Mucoromycota, Mucoromycetes, Mucorales, Cunninghamellaceae. The record is from RefSeq and is a predicted model, not a curated record.